This is a messenger RNA of Acanthosepion pharaonis, 3144 nucleotides long. NCBI's taxonomy places the organism in Eukaryota, Metazoa, Mollusca, Cephalopoda, Sepiida, Sepiidae. The record is from the annotation of a GenBank genome assembly.
AUGGCGGACCGACACCGCAAGGAAGCUACUCCUCCGCCUCUGCUGCUCAUACCAGCCAGUGGAGGACUUACUCUUAACCCACCAGAGCAACCUAAUAUUCUUAUGCCUGUAGUUCAAUCAGAACCUUCCUUAUUAUGUCCGGAUGAAGCUGAAGCAGACAGUUUUGUGGGUCAAAACUUAUCAGAACCAAACAGUACCACAUCUAGUCAAAGUGCUUCUCCCUUUUCUAUGUUUCAACAGUCCAGUCCUACUGGCCUAGACCCAUUUGCUCAAGUUGGACAUCGGCCACCACCUGUGUCAAUGCAACCAGCUAUUCAGCUAAAAUCAGAUGUAUCUAGUCCUCAACAAUCACCAUUCUCUCCACAACUUCAACAACAGACACACACUCCACAAUCACAACAUCAAACACCUUUAUCAACAACACCUUCACUGCAGCAACCACAACAGAUUUCCUUGCCCCCAACUUCUCAAGUGGUUUCAACCCCACCACAGUUAGCCUGUAUGAAUCCAGUUCAAAAUUCAACAGUAACUCCAGGUGGGCCACCACCUGUAGGACCACCACCAUCUAGCAGUGCAGGGUCAACUCCAAACAGAUAUCGUCAAAAGGGGCCUUUGCGCUAUGCACCCCCACCGGUUGAUUCCUUUCCUAUGAUUGGUUCCCCACAUCCUGGUUCAGUUGGGCCUUCUCCUUCAUCCCCUCAGGUACCUGUAUCAACAUCACUUCCUCCAUCCAUACCUAGUGUUUCUGAUACCAACCCUGGAGGUCAGUUCCAGACCUCACCUGUGCCACCUACAAGCUCCUACCCAACCAAUACUGUCAGUGGGCUCUAUCAACCAGUUCAAGCACAUUGGUGCUUUUGCAAGCGUAUAGAAAACAGAGAAGUGUGGUUCCCAUUCUCUAUUGCAGACUCUCUACGCUUAGAAGGUGCUUUUCAAAGAGGCUGUCUUGAACCAGAAGUGGUUGCUACAGAUGGUGGUCGGUAUGAUGUAUCUAUUAGCCAAAGGAUAAGAACAGCUGUGUACUGGGAUGAAGAACCCACUCAUGUUAGGCGCAGCACAUGGUUCUACAAGCGAGAAGGGGACAAUAAAUAUGUGCCUUACACAGAAGCUUUUGCCCAAAAAUUAGAGGAGGAGUAUAAGAAUGCUGUUUUGAACAAUGUAUGGCAUAAACGCCUAGAAUUUCCUGGAGGUGAAACAAUUGUGAUGCACAACCCCAAUGUGAUUGUACAUUUUCAGGCUUCUUCACAACCAGAUGAAUGGGGAACUGUACAUCUCUCCCCAUCCAACCAUGAAUCUCUCUAUCAGAGUAUCCAGGGAGACCAGAUGAGACCAAGGGUUGUCAAAAGAGGAAUUGAUGACUUUGCUACAGUUUUAGAUGGUGAAACUGGCCAGAUUGAUCAUCUUGUAUUUGUCGUGCAUGGCAUUGGAGCAGUAUGUGACAUUCGAUUCCGUAGUAUUGUUGAAUGUGUUGAUGAUUUCCGUUCUAUUUCCCAAACACUUCUUCACUCACACUUUAGUGAUGCUAUAAAAUCUGGAAGAAUUGGACGUGUUGAAUUCCUACCAGUUCAUUGGCACACAACCCUACAUGGAGAUGCAACAGGGAUUGAUAGUCGAUUGAAAGCAAUAACCUUACCUAGCACGGGAAAACUGCGCCAUUUUGUGAAUGAUACUUUAUUGGAUAUUUUAUUUUAUACUAGCCCCAAAUAUUGUCAGACUAUGUGUGAUACAGUUGGUUCUGAAAUCAACCGUUUAUACAAGCUAUUUCUGAAAAGAAACCCUACAUUCCGUGGUUCAUUGUCAGUGGCUGGUCAUAGUUUGGGUUCGUCAAUUCUCUUUGACCUCCUUCUGCACCAGCAUGACCCACUUAGCAGUCCUGAUACAGCUUCAUCAGAAAAUAAAGUAAAAGAAUCAACUCCAGAAAUCUCUGCAGUUGAAAAUAUGGAGCUACCCCCUCCUGAGAAAAGUACUGAAGAUCAACAACCAGAUAUGACACUUGAAGAGCUCUUGGCUCGAGUUGGACUUCAGGACAAGCUUAAGAUAUUUGAACAGGAGCAAAUGGACAUGGACUCAUUAACAAUGUGCAGUGAUGCAGAUUUAAAAGAUCUUGGUUUGCCAAUGGGCCCAAGAAAGAAGUUGCAGAUGCUGCUGAGAGAAGAACAGCAAAAGCGUAUUCUUAAGAAACAAGAAGCUGAAAUGAAAGCCAAACUUGAAAUGGAAAAGAAUGCAAAAGAAGCUGAAGAAGUUAAAAAGAAAAUGCUAGAAGCUGAAAAACUGGACACAGAAAAGUUACAAAUGCGCCAAACCUCAGUGUCUGUAGAUUAUUUAAUGGGUGUUGCUGGCACAGGUCAGCCUUCUGUAGAAUACCCACAGCUACUUUUUCAGCCAACCAGCUUCUUUGCUUUUGGCUCCCCCAUUGGAGUAUUUCUUGCAGUUCGAGGUGUGGAGAAUGUUGGUGAAGAGUUUCAUCUUCCUACUUGUCCCAGAAUGUUUAACAUUUUCCAUCCGGGCAGAUCCAAAUGCAGAAGCCACACUAACUUUUCCACAAUGAUUGAGCAAGAAAAAAAAAGAAACGUUGAUGAUGUAAUAAGUCAGUUGACCAUUGCUGAGGAUGAAAGGGCAGAAACUGGAUCCAUUGCUUCAAGUCAUGAUGAAGAGAUCAAUAUGGGUCAGUUGAAUGAAGGUCGAAGGGUUGACUAUGUUUUGCAAGAGAAGCCAAUUGAAAGCUUUAAUGAUUACCUAUUUGCAUUAGCCAGUCAUGGAUGCUAUUGGGAGUCUGAAGACACAGUGUUGUUGGUGCUGAAGGAACUGUACAGUUUGAAUGGUGUGAAACCCCAAAUGCCAUGGCCAGACUCCCAGGCAGUUCGGGGUCCACUACCCACCACACCAAGCAAUGUUGGCAUUAGCAUGAACAUGCAAACCCCUUCCCAAGGACCACCUCUACUUUCUUUUCCUUCACAAAUACCACCUACAUCUGGAUACAUACCAGCUUCAACCCCAUCAAGUAUGCCCUCUCCCGUGACCCCAACAGCUGGUUUCCUAAGUUCUGUUGGGUCACCUACAAGGAUGCCCUCUUUAUCACAUUCACCUGUAACAACAAACAUUGGCCCGCCCCCACUUACUGGAUUUGUUAAAUCAGGAAAAUAA